Benincasa hispida (wax gourd) is the source of this 2121-nucleotide messenger RNA. Its product is annotated as monocopper oxidase-like protein SKS1. Gene Ontology annotation, molecular function: oxidoreductase activity; copper ion binding. The record is from RefSeq and is a predicted model, not a curated record. Gene Ontology annotation, cellular component: plasma membrane. NCBI's taxonomy places the organism in Eukaryota, Viridiplantae, Streptophyta, Magnoliopsida, Cucurbitales, Cucurbitaceae.
UGCCGGUGGUAUUUGUGACAAAUUUCCCCCUUCGUUUCCCCUCGCAACUCACAUAUUCAAUUUACUUACUGAAGAAGAAGUUUCAGUACUACACUGGCCCUCUCCCUCUAGCCAUUUUGUUUCUUUUGAGCUUUUGUAUCAUGCAAAACUUCGUAAAGCUUCUGGCUUAAUGAAGUUGCAGUAAGUGCAAGGAUACAAUGGCUUCAAUUUCUCUCACUACGUCUCUCUUCUGUCUCAUUUCCAUUGCUAUUUUCCCCAGCUUUAGCUUUGCAGGCGACCCAUAUGUUUUUUAUGAUUUUCGAAUCUCUUACAUCACUGCUUCUCCUCUCGGCAUUCCUCAAAAGGUCAUAGCAGUUAACGAAAAGUUUCCUGGUCCCUUCAUCAAUGCCACAACGAAUAACAAUGUGGUGGUCAAUGUUUGGAACGACUUGGAUGAAGAUCUGCUUCUCACUUGGCCUGGAAUUCAAAUGCGACGUAAUUCGUGGCAGGAUGGUCUUCUUGGCACCAACUGCCCUAUUCCUCCGAAGUGGAAUUGGACUUACCAGUUUCAAGUGAAGGAUCAAAUUGGGAGCUUUUUAUAUUUUCCAUCUUUGAACUUUCAGAGGGCAUCUGGCGGUUUUGGUCCUUUUAUUCUCAAUAACAGGGAAAUAAUCCCUAUUCCUUUUGCACAACCAGAUGGGGACAUUAUACUGCUCAUUGGUGAUUGGUACACAGAGAAUCAUAAGGCACUAAGGGCUACACUUGAUGCCGGAAAGGACCUUGGAAUACCUGAUGGAGUUCUUAUCAAUGGAAAGGGGCCUUAUCAGUACAACUCAACUCUCGUUCCUGCAGGCAUUGAGCAUGAGUCUGUUCCCGUAGACCCUGGUAAAACUUAUCGGCUUCGUGUGCAUCAUGUUGGUAUUUCAACUAGUUUGAACUUUAGAAUCCAGAAUCAUAAUCUGCUUUUAGUAGAAACCGAGGGACAUUACACAGUUCAACAGAAUUUCACAGAUUUUGAUAUUCAUGUUGGGCAGUCCUAUUCAUUCUUGGUUACCAUGGAUCAGAAUGCUAGCUCCGAUUACUACAUUGUUGCAAGUGCUAGGUUUGUGAAUGGAUCUUCUUGGGAAAGGGUCACAGGAGUUGCCAUCUUGCACUAUUCUAAUUCUAAAGGGCCGGCAACAGGUCCUCUUCCUGACCCACCUAAUGACACAUAUGACAAAGAUAGAUCCAUGAACCAGGCGAGGAGUGUUAGGCAAAAUGUAACUGCAAGUGGAGCCCGUCCUAAUCCUCAGGGAUCAUUCCACUAUGGUCAAAUUAAUGUAACACAAACAUAUCUAUUGAAGAGUGCACCAUUGGUGACGAUAAGUGGGUCACCUAGAGCUACCCUUAAUGGUAUCUCAUUUGUCAAUCCCGAUACACCCAUCAGGCUUGCUGACCAGAAUAAUGUGAAGGGAGCUUACAAACUUGAUUUUCCUGAUAGGCCAUUGAACCGGAAGCCACAUGCUGAUAGAUCAGUUCUUAAUGCUACAUAUAAAGGCUUUAUUGAGGUUGUAUUUCAGAACAAUGAUACAACAAUGCAGAGUUUUCAUGUGAAUGGUUAUUCCUUCUUUGUAGCAGGGAUGGGUUAUGGUGAUUGGUCAGAAGACAAAAGAGGUUCCUACAAUAAGUGGGAUGCAAUCAGCCGCUGUACAACACAGGUUUAUCCGGGGUCCUGGACUGCAAUCCUCAUUUCGCUCGAUAAUGUUGGAACAUGGAACAUAAGAGCAGAAAAUCUGGAUAGAUGGUAUUUGGGCCAAGAAACAUACAUGAAAAUUAUCAAUCCUGAGGAAAAUGGGGAAACUGAAAUGGCUCCCCCUCAAAAUGUUUUAUAUUGUGGUGCCCUACAGAGCCUACAGACGCAACAUCGACAUAGUUCGGGAGGACCAACUUUUACAGGGACGUGGAGAUUUUGCAACAUUUUGCUCAUGGCAUUACUAGGCUUCUUUCUUGAUUUUUAUUGAGUUAGAGUUCUGAUAUGAUUUUGUAGUAGGCUUCUCUCUGAUUGUAUGAGGUAGGAUGAUAUUAUUGAGAUUGUCUGUCAUAUAAACGUAUAUAUGAAUUUUUGUAUCUUAUAUUCAUGUAGUAGAGACUUUAUUUGAUCUU